GUUAUCGCGGGGGCGACGCGGCGCGUGGAGCCGGCCGUGCGCGCCGAGGAGGCGGCGACAUCUGGCGCGAAUCGUGCACAUUCGCUGUUGUCAAGCGGCGCGAUAUCGCGUUGGCAGACCUGUCGGCCGCGCUCGGCGCCUGCGCAGUGCUCGAAGGCUGCGCCGUAGCCGAGAUACGCGCGCGCUAUCUCUCUCUCUCCGCCACGGACGGUGGCACCCGAGUGCGCCGCCUGCCGGCCGAUUCGCCAAUCAUUCGGCAUGGAUCCAGCUCCAUGUUCGCCCGUGAAAGCGAUGCGGUGUCCCCGCGAUUAGGACGUUGUACGAUUCUCGUGUGUGCUGCGAGAACGUCGCGCGUUACGCGUCGCGCUCGUCGCGGCCUCGUCGUCAUCGGUGCUCAUUCGUGCACGUUCGCGAAACAGUGGUGCGUCGAACGACCUCGUAUCGUGUGUCUCAGUGUGGCGUGGCGGCACAGCAACAGCAGUAGCAGCAGCAGCAGCAGCAGUAGCGAUAGUAGUGGUACUAACAUCAGCAGCGGCAAGAAUCUUAACUCGGUGCAGCUCCUACGAGGCGUCCGCGGGGGACCUCGUGGAAGCCGAUCAAGGCUGCGACGCGAGCUGGCGAGGAGGAGCGCUCGUCGGUGCGUGUCGGCGGCGGUGGCGACGGCGACGGCAGCAGCGGCGGCGCGUGCUGCGAGGACGAGGUGA
Messenger RNA from Cataglyphis hispanica, 704 nucleotides. RefSeq lists its product as uncharacterized. NCBI's taxonomy places the organism in Eukaryota, Metazoa, Arthropoda, Insecta, Hymenoptera, Formicidae. The transcript has a single exon. Bases 273 to 704 code for a protein of 143 amino acids. The record is from RefSeq and is a predicted model, not a curated record.